AACACUUUUGUAAGUAUCUUAUUCCAUUCCACCUUUUAGACCAUGUCCAAAGCUAACUGAUUACAAAUUAAGCAACCUUCAAACCAAUUGAUAUACAAUCCUUCUUCCCUUUCUCAAUCUCUUGAGUCUGUAGAUUCCUCUUUCAAAAUUUCCCGUUUGCAACUAUGGGUAUGACAAUAUCUCGGCUUCUAAAGAUACUCUUUGCGAGGAAGGAAAUGAGGAUUCUGAUGGUUGGUCUUGAUGCUGCCGGAAAAACAACUAUCCUUUACAAGCUGAAACUCGGAGAGAUUGUCACUACCAUACCCACAAUCGGUUUUAAUGUGGAAACUGUGGAAUACAAGAACGUAAGCUUCACUGUUUGGGAUGUAGGAGGACAAGAUAAGAUUAGGCCUUUGUGGAGGCACUACUUUCAGAAUACCCAAGGCCUUAUCUUUGUCGUCGAUAGUAACGACAGGGACAGAAUUUUAGAAGCUAGAGACGAGCUGCAUCGGAUGUUGAACGAGGAUGAGCUAAGGGAGGCUAUACUGCUGGUAUUUGCCAAUAAGCAAGACCUUCCAAAUGCCAUGAAUGUUUCUGAAAUUACUGAUAAACUCGGGCUGCACUCAAUUCGUCAACGACACUGGUAUAUCCAGAGUACUUGUGCCACUUCUGGGCAAGGACUCUACGAGGGUCUUGACUGGCUAUCCAGCAAUAUCUCUGGCAAGGGAUAAUUUAAGCUGUUGUUGAAGUGUUGGGUUCAAUCCGUCAGGCCUACCAGAAGAAAGGCAUGAACCUAUAAUCAAGUGCAGCAUUAUUGUCACUGAAUACAUAUCUUAUCUACAAUGUCAUUUUCAAUAAGUUUGGUCAAGUUUAAUUACUAUAAGCUUAAUUGCUACGUACGUAAUUACACAUGUAAUUCCAUCAACUUCAUGAUGUUAAACUUGUUUUUGUCUAUGUAGACUAUGUUUCCAAA
Molecule: messenger RNA, 952 nt
Organism: Rhododendron vialii
Lineage: Eukaryota; Viridiplantae; Streptophyta; Magnoliopsida; Ericales; Ericaceae
Product: ADP-ribosylation factor 2-B-like
Exons: 7
Coding region: 165-710 (181 amino acids)
Biological process (GO): intracellular protein transport; vesicle-mediated transport
Cellular component (GO): cytoplasm
Molecular function (GO): GTPase activity; GTP binding
Source: RefSeq, a predicted model, not a curated record